AUGACGAGCUCGUACCACGCUCUUGUGCCGCACCAUCCCGCUGUCCCCCUUCCACCACACACUCGAGAGUACGAUCUCCUCUUCCACGGUAAGCCGGAGGUGAGAGUCACUGUCACCUACAACGUGGAAGCAGUCAACGCAUGGAUUCGACAAUACUUGCUCGAUCGCGCGGCCCGGCCCGAGCCUCGCGAUCAGUGUACCGUCGGACUCGGCGGUCGCUUCACCCCCGGCGCUGCCGGAGCUACUUCCACAUUCAAUAUCUGUUUUGGGAGGGCGUGUCUGUUGAAACAGACGGCUCGCAUGCGUUUUCUGCCGCUUUCCGUUCAGCAAGCCCUCGCUGAUCUCACCAUUGUUAAGAGAUCUUGUUAA
Linum trigynum is the source of this 369-nucleotide messenger RNA. The record is from the annotation of a GenBank genome assembly. Lineage: Eukaryota; Viridiplantae; Streptophyta; Magnoliopsida; Malpighiales; Linaceae.